CUUCAAAUAAAUGCAAUGGGUUUGGAUAUAAAAAAAAUUUCACGUUUUCUUCUUUAUUUCAUUUUAAUUGAUUUUAAUUUCGCGAAUAACAACAACGAUAAUCGUUCAAAAGACGAAAUCGAUGAUGCUUCAGUAUACAGAUUACCAAAAAAUGUAAUUCCAAUUUCCUAUGAUCUACGAAUAUUAACAAAAUUGGCUGCAAAUGACUUUCACUAUGAGGCCGAAGUUCGGAUAACGCUCAAAAUAUUGGAAAAAACGAAUACAAUAAUAUUGCAUGCUCAUAAGCUAAGAAUAGAUAAGGAUAAAUCUUGUUUAUACAAAGGAACCGAUAAAAUUUCAAUUGACCAUCAAUACUUCGAUACAAAUAGACAAUUCUAUAUCAUCAAAUGCAUGAAAUGUUUAGAAAUUGGACAAUAUAUUUUGGUUCUUUCUUUUGUGGGAGAUAUUCAGGAUGACGUAUUUGGAUUUUAUAGAAGUUCCUACGAGGUGGAUGGACAAAAGAAAUGGAUUGGUAUAACACAAUUUUCACCUACUUACGCUCGGCAAGCGUUUCCGUGCAUGGACGAACCGCAUUUAAAAGCGACAUUUACAAUAAGCAUUGGUCAUUAUUCUAAUCAAAUGGCCACUAGUAAUACCGAUAUAAAAACGAUUGAGAAAGUCGAUAAGUAUUAUCGUCUUACGACGUUCUUGACUACUCCACGGAUGUCAACGUAUCUCGUUGGAUGGUCAGUACAUGAUUACGUAGUCGAAAUUUCAGAAUCCUCAAGAGAUUUUAAGAUCUGGACAAGAGACAGCAUGCGAUCUCAUGGUAGCUUUGCCUUGAAUCAAGGCUGGUUAAUUUAUUCAGCUUUACAAGAUUGGAUGAAAGUGGAAAAUCCGAUAAAAAAAAUGGACCAAUUUGCUGUGCCUGAUUUCAACUUUCGCGCUAUGGAAAAUUGGGGUAUGAUAACGUAUCGCGAGUCGAUAGUCCUAUUUCAGAAUGGAACAGUUCCAACGAGAAAAAUGGUUGAUGGCUUGGCCACUAUGGCACAUGAAUAUGCGCACACGUGGUUCGGGAAUUUGGUAACGCCAGAAUUUUGGAAUGUCGCUUGGUUAAAAGAGGGCUUUGUCUCGUACUUCCAAUAUUUUGGAGUCUCUUUGGUACAACCAACAUGGAAAAUGAUGGAUAUGUUUGUCGUUGAUUACGUUCAACCGACUCUUCUCUCGGAUUCCGUGAAUCACGAUAGAUCCAUGAACAGUCAAAACGUCGGAAGUCCUAGCAGUAUCAUGGCUACGCUAGAUUUUGUUACGUAUAGAAAAGGAGCGUCCAUAAUUCGAAUGAUAAAACAUGCAUUUGGUGAGAAUGUCUUUCAGAAAGGAUUGCAUCAUUAUUUAAGCGAAAUGUCGUAUCGAGCCGCUAGACCAUACGACUUGUAUCGUUAUUUACAGAGAGCUAUUGAUACGUCAUCGAAUAGCACGAAGGACCGUAAAUUUGUCAAGGACGUUGUUGAAUCUUGGGCAAAUCAAGUGGGAUAUCCUUUGAUAACGAUAACGCGAAACUACACGAGACAUUGGGCAUUGGUAUCUCAAGAACGAUUUUAUCUUAAUCGAGGCACGAGAAAAAUCAACAACAAUGAUAAAGAACGCACAUGGUGGAUACCUCUGACCUUCGCUACGAGGUCGUCUAUCAUCGAUUUUCAAAGGAUUCUCCCGAAGCUCUGGCUGUGCCCUUGGGAUAAGAGGACGAUGAUUUCGAACUUUCGCGACACCGAUUGGGUGCUCUUCAACGUCCAGCAAAUCGGAUUCUACCGAGUCAAUUACGACGAGACCAAUUGGAAAAUGCUUAUUGAUCACCUUAGAUCAAAGGAGUUUAUCUCCAUUCCCUCGGUGAACCGAGCGGCUCUCCUCGACGAUGCUUUUAAUCUGGCAAGAGCAGGAUAUAUAGAUUAUUCGAUUCCAUUCGACUUGUCCAAGUAUCUUAAGAGAGAGAUGGACUACGAGCCUUGGCUCGCCGCCGUUAAUAAUUUCAUGUUUCUCAAUCGAAUCCUGAAUAAAGUAUCGAAGGUUCAUAAAGCGUUCCAGAAAUACGCGGAAAAUCUGAUUCUGCCUAUAUACGAGUUAUUGGGAUUCACGGAGGAUUCGUCCGAUAACGUCCGGACAAAACUUCAACGGGAGAUAAUAUUAUCGGCUUCGUGCGCGCUCAAUAACGCUCACUGCCUCGAGACAUCGAAAAUAUUAUUUAAUUCGUGGAUAUCGUUGAAUGAAACAAUAUUACCUGAUUUGAAAAGUUUCGUCUAUUGCAUUGGCAUACGUAACGGGAAUGAUGAGGAUUGGUUUAAAAUGUGGAAAAAAUAUCUCGAUGCAGAUUUACAUAUCGAACAAGAACUUUUGUUGUCUGCACUCGGAUGUAGUCGAAAUCCUAUUUUAUUGAAUAAAUAUCUGAAUGUGUCGAUUUCUCGAAAUUCGACAAUUCGUAAGCAAUACAGAUUUUCGAUAGUUACUGCUGUUACGAACGGUAAUCCAGAAAAUGUCGAUCAUACUUUAGAAUUCGUUGAAAACAAUCUCGAAAGCAUUAUUGAUUCACAAGGAUACGAUUUCUUAGGUAAGAUGUUUAUUUCUAUAGGAGAGCAUAUGACAACUACGGAACAAACAAACAAGCUUCGUCGUUUCAUCGAUCAAAAUAUAAAACGUUUAGGAUCGGCCUCAAAAGCAGCAGAGAAAGCGAUUGAUUCUGCUGCUGAAAACGCAAAGUGGGUUGAAAAGUAUGCAUCUCUCAUUGCUAUAAAGACUGGAUCAUUGCAGAAGGGAGUACCGUUACUUUUUGCCAAAAUGGCUUCCAUGAGAGUGUUAAUACCGUUGGCAUUGCUCGUGGUGAUAACAUUGGCCGAAUAUCCAUCAUCGUCAUUCUUGGAUAAUGAAAUUAUCCAAUAUGAGGAAAAUAGAGCAAGUCCUGAAGAAAGCAAAAAGUCUGGAGAUUUUGAGACUUUUAUUGAUGAAGAAGAUUUUAGUCAUGCAAAAAACGAAACAAAUGAUUACAGAUUACUUUCUACAAUUAAACCACAUCAUUAUAACAUUGACUUAAAAAUAAACUUAACGAAAUUCUACGAAAACUAUUACAAAUAUAAUGGAAAAGUUACGAUAGAUUUGGAAGUAACAGAAAAUACGACCAAAAUCAAAUUCCAUUGUGAUAAAUCGUUCCUCGAGUUGGGUACGAUAAAAUUGUUCAAUAAGAAGGAAGAAAUUAACGUUACAAUAUCUAACGUAAACAAUAAUAAUAUUGUGAUACUUGAUGUAGAAAAUGUAUUAUCUCCAGAUAAUUAUACUUUAAUAUUGCCGUACAUUGGAACAGUAAGUGAUAAGGAUAGAGGAUUUUAUAAGGGUUCUUACUUAGGUGAAGACGGCAAAACGAGAUGGUAUGUAGCGACACAUUUUGAAUCAAUCAGUGCACGAAGCGCAUUCCCAUGCUUCGAUGAACCAGCUCUAAAGGCAACCUUCAAUCUUUCAAUAACAUAUGACAAAGGAUACAUUGCGAUCUCGAAUACAAUCGGAGAGACGAAAGAAGUUGAAAAUAAUCAACAAAAGACAAGUUUCAAAACAACUCCAAAAAUGUCCACGUAUCUUAUAGCAUACGCCAUAACUGCUGAUUUUAAAUCGUAUAAUAAAAGUAAUAUAAUGGUAUAUUCAAGACCGAAACCUACUGCAGAUAACAUGAUCGAAUAUGCUGCAGAAGUUAGUGACAAAGUGUUGACACAACUGGAAAAAUAUACUGACAUUAAGUACUCAUCUAUGAUGGAAAAGAUGGAACAAAUUGCUCUUCCUUUAUUGGCACCGGGUGCAAUGGAGAACUGGGGUCUCGUGACGUACAGAGAAACUGCCAUUCUCUAUAACGAGAAUGUAAACGGGACUUUCGACAAGCAACGUGUGGCGAAUAUAAUCGCUCACGAGCUUACACAUCAAUGGUUUGGAAAUUUAGUCACCCCUGAAUGGUGGAAUUAUAUUUGGCUUAACGAAGGAUUUGCUACUUAUUUCCAAUACUUUAUCAUCGAUAAAAUCUAUCCUGACUGGCGUUACAUGGAUCAAUUUAACGUAUUAUCUCUUCAAACUAAAGCAUUCCAUUUCGAUGGGGAUGGAGAAAAGACACGAUCUAUGAAUAGCAUAGAAAAGAGCGAAAAUGAAAUUAACGAUUUAUUCGAUGAUAUUGCUUACGACAAAGCUGCUGCUGUCAUCCGCAUGUUCUCUCAUGUCAUUGGAGAGGAUAAGUUUCAGAAUGGUCUACGAGAAUAUCUUAACUUAAACAAGUACGGUACAGUGAAUUCAACGGUUCUUUUCAAAUCUCUCAAUAAUGCCACAGACAUGAAGAAUUUUCCAGAAAUUAACUUGGUGACAUUUUUUGAACAUUGGGUCAACCAAUCAGGAUACCCAGUAAUUACUGUGACUAAGAAUAGAAAAGAAAAUGAUACAUCGAUCACUGUAGAACAAAACCCGUUUUAUUUGGUAAAACCUACAGAAGAAAAGUUAUCUGAAAAUAAGACCUGGUAUGUUCCUCUGAACUAUAUACAACAAACAGAAGAUAAGAAUUUUAAUGAUACUUCCGUUAAAUCUUGGUUGAAUGAGUCCUCGAUAACAAUUAAAGAUAAUAUCCAAGAAAAAGGUUGGAUUAUCUUUAACGUGCAACAAACUGGAUAUUAUCGUGUUAAUUACGAUAUGGAAACAUGGAGCGAUAUUAUUAAAUAUUUGGGCACGGAUGAUUUUACGGAUAUUCAUUCCUUGAACCGUGCUCAAUUGAUCGAUGACGCUUUCCAUUUGGCAUAUGCUGAUCUUUUGAACAUCACUAUCAGUUUGGAUUUAAUCAAGAGUCUCGAAAAAGAAACCGAUUACAUCGUAUGGAAGUCAGCGUUUAAGAUUUUAUCAAAGUUGAACAAUCUAUUGGACCGAACAGAAUAUUACAGUUACUUUUUGAAUUUUGUUCAUCCAAUUACUCAAAAAUUAUUUAUUAAUCUGAAGCUCUUUGAAAAUAAGAAUGAAACACAUCUGGAAAAUCUUCUUAAGGUAGAUGCCGCAAAAUGGGCUUGCGAGAUUGGAUUAGAAUUUUUCGAAAACUAUUCUACUCAACAAUUUAAUCUGUGGUUAAAUAAAGCUCAAAAUGCUACUAUUCCUCAAGAUUUGAAAAAAGUAAUAUUCUGUGGGGCCUUAAGGAAAGCCAAUGAGACUGUUUGGAUAAACACUUUGAACAAAUACAUACUAUCUAAAGACGUUGAAGAGAAGACACUAAUUCUUUCAUCCUUGGGUUGUUCUUCAUCACGGGACAUUUUGAAAAAUUUCCUUGAUAUAACUGUUCAGGAAGAUUCUAAUUUCAUAAAACAAUUGCCGGAAGUUUUUCGAACAAUAUACUCCAACAGUGCUGUUGGUCUUGAAAUUGUUCUUGAUUUCAUUUCCGAAAAUAUUGAUAAGUUGCAAAAAUAUGAUGGAAACUUCAACAAGAAUAUAGUGAAUAUAUUUACCGAACUUGCAAACAGAAUUGCUAUUAAUAAGGAUAUUGGCACGCUAAAUGAAAUUAACUUUCAACUAAUUAAAAUUAAAGAACUGGAGGAUAAAUUGAACGAAGGUGUGGAAAUUGCAAAGAGGAACAAUCUAUUCUUCAAAAAGCAUGAUGAAAACAUUCAGAAAUGGUUAGGAGUUUCGACUGAAAAUCAAAAUGUAACAACUUCUAAACCAAAUAGUGCUAGUUCUUUUAGCUUUAGCAUUGCCCUAAUGACUGUAUCUUUAUUACUCGUAAAACUACGUAUGACAAAAGUUAAAGCAUUACUUGCUUUGAUUCUAUUAUUGGCCAGAAAUUCAAGGACACUUCCUCUCGAAGAUGAAAGUUCGAAGGAAGAUGGAAACAUGGAUGAGGAACUACCGGAAGCUUCAUAUCGUUUAAGUAACAACGUGGUACCUAUACACUACGAUAUCAAAUUAAUACCGUAUUUGGAUGAGGAUAAUUUCACCUUUGACGGUGAGACAAACGUCCGUUUUAAUCUACAAAAGGUGACACAGGCUUUGGAUUUCCACGCUAAAGAAUUAACAUUCGAUGAGACUGAUACGUAUGUAGAAGGCGAAGAUGGUCAGAAAUACAAGCCGAUCGUAUUCACGUACGUCAACGCAACAGAAAUCAUGACGAUAAGUUUCGAAAAAUGUAUGCAAAAAGGUUUGUACACAUUCCACGUCAAGUUCACGGGUAUUCUCAACGAUGAAUUGUCAGGAUUUUACAGGAGCUCUUACACGAAUGAUAAUGGCAAAAGAGUAUGGUUAGCAACAACACAAUUCCAAGCGACGUCCGCUCGACGAGCUUUUCCAUGUUGGGACGAACCCUCUUUGAAAGCAACGUUCAACGUUUCCAUAAAACAUCAAACAAACUACACAGCCCUCUCGAAUAUGCCGGUUUACGAGCAAUCGAUGAUAGACGAAAAUGAUGGAAAAGUCUGGACACAUUUUCAAAAGACUCCCGUUAUGUCCACUUACAUCCUAGCUUUCGUGGUAUCAGAUUUUGUUAAAAUUUCGAAUACUGAUGGUACAAUUAAUGUUUGGUCGAGAAAAGACGUCAUUCCUUUGAUUAACUUCGGUUAUGAGGUCAUUCAAAAAGCUGUUGUCCUUCUCGAAGAAUACACGAAUAGUUCGGUGCGUGUACCAAAAAUGGAUCACGUCCUUAUUCCUAAUUUUCUUCAUGGAGCCAUGGAGAACUGGGGUCUCGUAACUUACUUAGAAGAUAAUUUGCUAUACAAUCCGAAUAAAAAUUCUCUGAAGGAAAAAACUUGGACAGCGAUGGUCGUUAGUCACGAAUUGACGCAUCAAUGGUUCGGUAAUGUUGUUAGUCCUACUUGGUGGGAUCAUGUUUGGUUAAACGAGGGCUUCGCAUCGUUUUUUCAAUAUUAUAUUACCGAUAAGAUCUUUCCAAAUUGGAAAUUGAUGCAAUCAUUCGCGUCAAGUAUGCAACAACAUAGCUUUAGCAUCGAUGUACAUCCCUACGACAAGCCCAUCGGUCGGAAUGUGAGUAAACCUAAGGAUAUCGAGGAUCUUUUCUCCAGUGUACAAUAUAUGAAGACGCCGUCUUUAUUGCGUAUGUUAUUGCACGUUGUCACUGACGAAGUAUUUCAUACCAGUCUCAUUAAAUAUCUUCAAAAAUAUCAGUACAGCAACGCUCUGCCCGACGAUUUAUGGUAUCAAAUUCAAAAUGGUGUAGAUGAGACACCAGAAAUACCACGCGGCAAAUUUCGCGUAAAAGAAAUGAUGGAUACUUGGAUAUAUCAAAGUAGUUAUCCUCUCGUAACAGUAGAUAGAAAUUAUAUCACUGGCGAGGUAACGAUCACUCAAGAAAUUAUUAAACAUCAUGUUAGUACCAACAAUGUGACUUCGACUGACAAAAAUGAUAUAAGUAAGCGCAAUAAAUGGUGGAUACCUAUAAAUUAUGCAACAAGAACGAAUACCAACUUUUCAUCUACGCUACCUAUUUACUGGUUGGAUCCAACUAACGAUAGCAUUACUAUCAAUGGUAUCGAUACUGAUGAUUGGAUAUUAUUAAACGUACAACAAACUGGACAUUAUCGCGUUAAUUACGACGACGCAAAUUGGAUAAAGUUGGCUAAUUAUCUAAACUCACCUGAUUACGAAAAGAUACACGUUAUUAAUCGAGCACAAAUCAUUCAAGACUCUUAUAACAUGUUCAUUACGAAGAAGAUAAAUUUAACGAUAUUCUUAGAGUUGUCUAAUUAUUUAUCACACGAAGUGGAUUAUAUCGUAUGGUGUCCUAUCUUCGAUAUAUUUAUUAGAUAUGUAGGAAGUAUGUUAGAAACCACCGAAGGUAGCGAACUUAUUCAGCCGUAUAUUUUGAACUUAAUGAAUAAAGUUAUAGACGGUGUAGGUUUCGAUAUUAAUCCUGACGAUGAUUAUAUAACUCAAUUGACAAAAAUUGACAUUAGGAAAUGGGCUUGUCAUUUUGAUCAUAUCGGAUGCAUAAUAAAAGCCAAUGCCGAAUUGAUUGCACAUUUAGAGUCUUCUAAUGAAAGCGAUUAUCCGUUAUAUUUGAAAGAAUGGAUUUAUUGCUAUGGAAUGAAUAAUGCAAACGAAUCGACAUGGAAUAAGUUAUUAGAUAUAUACGUGAACGAUACUAUGUCUAUUGGACGUUCUUUGGCUUGCAUCAAAAAUAUGACUCUCAUUGAAAAGUAUUUGAAUAUGAUUAUAGCGGAAAAUUCGUCUUUCACUUCGGAAAAUUUAUGCGAUAUUUUUGUAUCUUUAUUUUAUAAAGGAUCAUAUAUAACAGAUUUAAUGGCUGAUUUUGUUAUAAAAUAUUGGGACGUAUUGAAUUCUCGUUCAAAUUUACAAACUCUGUCUAAGUUUAUGAUACUAACAGCUACGAGCAAAAAUAAGUUACAAGAGGUAAAAUCGUUUCUGGAAAAAAAAGAAGGAAUACUUAAAGAAGAGAAUAUGACGAAAUUAAUAAAAAAAAGAGAACGAACUCUUACAACUUAUGAGCAAAUAUUAGAUGAGUUUCGUGCAUGGCGUAAAAGUAAAGAAAAUAUAACGAUCGAACAAUCUCUCGUUAAUUCCGUAAUUAAUUGUGUCCCAAAUUUAUUGAAUUUAAGAAAACGGUUGAAUAGAAUGUUAGAAAAGUUAAUAAAGUUAUUUUUCGUAUUUGUUACCAUCGAAGCAUUUUCCCUUUUAUCGAUAAAUCAUAAAAAUGUUACGAUUGAAAGCGAUACGAUUGUUUAUCGAUUACCGACGAAUAUUGUACCAAUACAUUACGAUUUGAAAUUGGAAUCGAAUAUCAUGGUGGGUGAUUUUAAUUUUACCGGUGAAAUAGACAUUAAGAUCGAGGUUCGAGAGCCUACGAAGUUAGUAGUGUUAAAUUGGAAGAAUCUUACGAUAAAUGAAACGCAGAGCCAUUUGGAAAAGGACAAUGGCGAAUCACUUUCACCAAAGGAGCAUCGUUACGAACCGUAUAGAGAAAUGUUAACCCUCGUUUUUGACAAAAUCAUCGAUUCUACUGUUUACACUUUACAUUUGAAAUUCUCAGGCAUUCUUUCGACAGACUUAUAUGGCUUUUUCCGAUCCUCUUACAUUAAUGAGAACGGCGAUACAAUGUGGUUUGCGGUAACUCAUUUUCAACCUAUAAGUGCACGUCGUGCUUUUCCUUGCUGGGACGAACCAGCAUUUAAAACAACUUUUAACAUUUCUUUGAAACAUCAUGCCAAUUAUACGGCCCUUUCAAAUAUGCCAGUAUUCGAACGAUCGUUUACUGACGAAAGUAAUGAUACAGUAUGGACUCGUUUCGAGAAGACUCCGAUCAUGGCAACCAAUAUCUUAGCCUUUAUAAUCUCCGACUUCGAACAUAUUUCUAUACCCGAGAGAAACAUUAAGAUUUGGGCAAGGAAAUCAGUCAUUCCAUCGAUAUAUUUUUUACUCGAGGUCAUUCAGAAAAUAGAUGACGAAUUGAACAAAUACAUGCCUAAUUCUAUAAUGGUACCCAAAAUUGAUCAUGUUGCUCUUCCUGAUUAUAGUAGCCAGGGAACGGAAAAUUGGGGUCUUAUCACGUAUAGAGAAAAAUCACUCGUGUAUAAAGAAAACGAAACUACCAUAGAUGAAAUGGAUAGGAUCCUGAUGCUAAUUGCUCAUGAAUUGGCGCAUCAGUGGUUUGGUAAUCUGGUUGGUCCACGCUGGUGGAAAUACAUGUGGAUGAGCGAAGGUUUUGCCGCGUACUUUCAAUAUUACAUAACAGACAAGGCUUUCAAUGACACACGAAUGAUGGAUAAAUUCCUCAUAGAAGCUAUGCAAGAGAUUGCCUUCCACGUAGAUACCUGUCCGGAUCAAUCUCCGAUGAAUAACAAUGUUAGUAGACCUUCGGACAUUCCUUACAUCUAUUCCCUUAUCACUUAUCGUAAAGCACCAAUUGUUUUACGAAUGUUGUCGCAUUGUAUAUCUGAGGAAAUUUUCAAGGCCGGUCUUCUCAAAUAUAUUUCUGAAAAUAAAUACAAGACCACUGUACCAGACGACUUAUGGCGAUCCUUGCAAGUUAUUCUGAACCAGUCAAAUGUGCCACACGAGGAUUUCGAAAUAAAAACGAUGAUGGAUACUUGGACGGAACAAGAAGGAUAUCCUACGAUUGUCGUGAAUCGAGAUUACGAUACCGGUACAGUGCAAGUGCGACAAUUUAGUAGUAAGUCAUCAUCACCAUCUAAUCAAGUGUGUUAUAACAAAUGGUGGGUCCCUUUGAAUUUUGCAACCCAAACUAAUCCUGAUUUUUCAUCCACUUUACCGACAUACUGGUUAAAUCCAUCGGAGGAUACGAAGACGAUCAAAAGUUUGCCUACAGAUGGUUGGAUUAUUUUUAAUAUUCAACAAACUGGUUAUUAUCGCGUGCACUACGAUCAAGAGAACUGGAAGAGAAUAGCACGAUAUUUAAAUUCCGAUGAUUACAGGAAUAUACACGUUUUAAAUCGCAUUCAAAUAAUUGACGAUGCGUUUAACAGCGUAAUGGGAAACGAUAUACCUAUCUCUAUCUUCGGAAUGAUAAUAAAUUAUCUUUCGCAGGAAACCGAUCCAAUAGUGUGGAAAGUUGUGUUUCGUAUAUUUUCACAGAUGAAUUAUUAUAUUCAAACUCCCAGAACUGCCGCUAUUCUCAAGCCAUAUUUACAACAUCUUCUUAAUGAUAAAUUAAAAGAUAUGGAUUACAAUGAUAAUCCGGAAGAAGAUUCUUGGACGAGAAGAAUGAAACAGAUUAUUAAACAUAUCGCUUGUAAAAUCGACGUUCCUGAAUGUUACGGAAAUGCCACUGCUCAAUUAGCUGAAUAUCUUAAAAAUCCAAAAUCAAUAAUUAUACAACCAGAUUCACAAAAAUGGGUUUUCUGUUCUGGAUUACGAAAUGCGAACGAGUCUGUAUGGAAUGGAGUUUUAAAUAAUUACGUGAAAGAUCGAAAAAGACAAUGGUUAACAUACCUCACGUGCUCGGAGAACCGGACUAUUUUAAACAACUACUUGGUUAUGACCUUUUCUGAAGAUUCUCCAAUUUCUAAAUCUGAUAUCGAAACUGUAUUAAACGAUAUGAUGAUUAAAUCGGAGAUCAGUUUUGAUACACUGGUGGAUUUCAUUAGCAAGAAUUUAAAUGAAAUAUUUUCUACAACGGAUAAAAUAGAUAAUAUUCUUAAUUCUAUUUCAUAUAGGAUUACUACGAGAGAACAACUUAAAAAGAUGAUAGCUAUAUUUGCAUCUAAAGGGAAGCCACUGAAUAAAAUGAUAUAUUAUUUUGAAAGGAAGUUGGUUCAAAUCGAUGAAAUUAUACCAAUCUUUCAAGAGUUCGUUCAAACUGCAGUCAAUUAAUGUAAAACGAUGAUACAAAUUUAACAAAUAAAUCCAUCGAAAUACCUAUCUACCUCAA
Messenger RNA from Vespa velutina, 11386 nucleotides. RefSeq lists its product as uncharacterized. The transcript has 43 exons. Gene Ontology annotation, cellular component: cytoplasm. The coding region runs from base 16 to 11328 and encodes 3770 amino acids. Gene Ontology annotation, biological process: peptide catabolic process; proteolysis. The record is from RefSeq and is a predicted model, not a curated record. Lineage: Eukaryota; Metazoa; Arthropoda; Insecta; Hymenoptera; Vespidae. Gene Ontology annotation, molecular function: zinc ion binding; metalloaminopeptidase activity; peptide binding.